Messenger RNA from Lycium ferocissimum, 513 nucleotides. RefSeq lists its product as uncharacterized. The transcript has a single exon. NCBI's taxonomy places the organism in Eukaryota, Viridiplantae, Streptophyta, Magnoliopsida, Solanales, Solanaceae. The record is from RefSeq and is a predicted model, not a curated record. The coding region runs from base 1 to 513 and encodes 170 amino acids.
AUGGGCAUGUUGGCAUAUUUGCGUGCACAUGACAUGCCUAUGGGAAGGGAAAUUCGAAGACUUGAUAGUCUUGGUGUCAGACUUGAUGAUACCGAAGAUGGUGAGUUAGUGGGAAUCACGCCAGCACGGUCUGAUAUUGUGGAAAGGAUAAAGUCCAAGCAGUAUGACGACGAACUUUUGAUGAAACUGCGGGAUAGAGUGGAAAGGGGUGAGUACACUUCAUUCACUGUUGGGACAAGUGACAGUGUCCUACGGUUGCAAGGACGGUUAUGUGUUCCUCAUGUUGACGAACUUCGACAAGAAUUGAUGGUGGAGGCGCAUAGUUCUAAAUACUCUGUGCAUCCGGGGUCCACCAAGAUGUAUAAGGAUUUAAAACAGCACUAUUGGUGGAAGAGCAUAAAGGUUGAUAUUUUUAACUUUGUGGCCAAGUAUUUGAACUGUCAACAAGUUAAAGCUGAACAUCAAAGGCCUGGAGGCCUGACUCAGAAUAUCGAGAUUCCGCAGUGGAAGUGA